AUGGCUUCCCAGAUCCCGGGCUCAGGCAUGACCCAGUGCCAGACUCGCUGCCACUUCUCCUGGGCCCCAACUCUCCCCAGCCUCUUCCCAGACUCCACAAGGCACAAUCCAGAUAGUGACACCACAGAUAGAAGACCAAGACGUUGGGGUAUUUACCGAAGGAGAUAUAACAGUGUGUCUGAACAAGUAAGUUCUGGCACUCAUCCUUCCUCCCACAAGCAACAAGAUGGAGAUUCAGCAACAAUUGACGCUCACAUGGACACUGGAGUAAGAUAUGCUCCCUAUGCCAUUCCACGCUAUCAUUGGAGAGGCCAUUUUCAGGAACAAGUCCAAACCCAUAUUAACAAGGAAAGAGAGAAAAAUCCUCCCAAGACAAAAAUGGAGGAGAAGAAGCAGGAUGAGAUAUCAGGAAGCUGGUUCAAGAUCACAGUUCCAUUCGGCAUAAAAUAUGAUGAGAAGUGGUUGCUGAAUUUGAUUCAGAAGCAAUGCAGCACCCCCUUUACUCCAGUCAAAUUUCACUAUGAGAAAAUGCAGGCCCACUUCUUCGUUGAGAAUGCCAGUAUUGCCUUUGCAUUGAAGAAUGUUAGUGGCAAGAUUUACGAUAAGAAUAAUGAGAAGAUAUCUAUCUUUGUCAUCCCCUCUAAUGCACCCCAGGAUGUGCAGGAGGAGCUGAAGUCAGAAAAGGAGGAUCAGGUAAAGAAAAGGAAGAGACUGGGGCUACAGGCAUCUUGGCUCUCUUUCUCUGGUCUAUGUGGUUCCUUCCCAUAAUCACAGGUGAAGUCAGCAGAGGAAUUGGACCAGGGAAAAAAGCUGGAGCCAGAUGACAUGAACGCAAAAAGAAACCCCUCAUGCACCACCUUACCAGAUAAUUCAACCAACAUAAGCUCCAUCCUGGAAUUGUUCCCCAAAUUAUUAUGCCUGGAUGACCAGGAGCCUCCCCCACCAACUAAUUUUGAGAUUGAAGCCCACAAGAAUGUACCAUCCUGCAAGGGAAGUUUCUUUGGAUCUGACCCACUGAAGAGUCUAGUCUUGCAAUUUCUGCAGCAGUAUUACUCUAUCUAUGACUCUGGAGACCGGCACUGUCUCCUCUGUACUUACCAUGACGAUGCCUGCUUCUCCCUGACCAUUUCUUUCAACCCCAAGGACCCAGCCCCAAGCAGCUUGUUUGAGUACUUCAAGGAUAACAGGAAUAUGAAGAACCUCAAGGACCCCAACCUGCAUUUUCGACUGCUGAAACAUACAAAACGUGACAUUAUAUGCACCCUCUGUAUGUUGCCCAAAACUCAGCAUGACCUGAGCUCCUUUGUGGUGGACAUGUUGUUCCAGUCGGAAAAGAUGCUCUGCUUCUGUGUCAAUGGGGUGUUCAAGGAAGUGGAAGGAAGGUCUCAGGGCUCUGUGCGUGCCUUCACCCGGACUUUCAUCACUACCCCUGCCAGCGAUUCCAGUCUCUGCAUCAUGAAUGAUGAACUGUUUGUGAGAGACGCCACCCCCAACACAACUCAGAGUAUGCAUCCCAUAGAAGUGCCUACACCCACCACCAGCUCCAUGACCACCCUCUCCCAGGAGCAGCAAGAAAUGGUGCAAGUUUUCUCCACCAAGUCUGGAAUGAGCCUCCAGUGGUCUCAGAAGUGUCUUCAUGAUAACCACUGGGACUACACGAGGGCUGAACAGGUGCUCACUCUGUACAAGGACAAGUACAAGAUCUCAGAGGAGGCCCUCCCACAGGCUGAUCCCGGAUCCUAAGAACACAACUCACCAAAAACCCCUUGAGUGUCAUCAUCUUCAUCCUCAUCAUCUUUGUUAUGUUUUCCCUCCAGUCUUACUAUAUUCCUAUUAUUGAGCCAGGAGGUCUGGUUGGAGCUACUAAUUCAAUGCUUAAGUGAUACUCAUCCAUCCAA
Molecule: messenger RNA, 1898 nt
Organism: Pipistrellus kuhlii (Kuhl's pipistrelle)
Lineage: Eukaryota; Metazoa; Chordata; Mammalia; Chiroptera; Vespertilionidae
Gene: NXF3
Product: nuclear RNA export factor 3
Exons: 18
Biological process (GO): poly(A)+ mRNA export from nucleus
Cellular component (GO): cytoplasm; nucleus
Molecular function (GO): protein binding; RNA binding
Source: RefSeq, a predicted model, not a curated record